Molecule: messenger RNA, 4953 nt
Organism: Synchiropus splendidus (mandarinfish)
Lineage: Eukaryota; Metazoa; Chordata; Actinopteri; Syngnathiformes; Callionymidae
Gene: pelp1
Product: proline, glutamate and leucine rich protein 1
Exons: 19
Coding region: 191-3913 (1240 amino acids)
Biological process (GO): rRNA processing
Cellular component (GO): nucleus
Source: RefSeq, a predicted model, not a curated record
UCACAGACUCGCUCCGAAAGCUUUCCCGAACACCGGAAUGACGCGGAAAUUCGAGCGUUUAUAAAGCCCAGCGGCUUGCAGACACACAAAACUGACGGGGUUUGUCUCACGGGUGCCGAAAAGAAGGAGCGGCGCUCGAAUAUGACGUUGGUGUCGCAGCGGUGACGUUCGCUUUAGCAGAGAGGUCAAGAUGGCUACGUCGGCUUGGCUGCAUGGCCCAUCUGCGAUGCGACUCACGGAAGGUCUGGCGUCGGCUUUGAAAGAGCAGCGUCCAGAACACAUUCCGGUGCUGUUGUCCAGCUACAGAGAACAUGGCGUGUUGGCGACACAGAGUGCGAGCACCGGCGGGGGGUUGGUGGGUUUCUGCAACGCAAAACUGGGCUCCAGCAAGACCCGGUUUGAAGGUCUUUGUCUGCUCUCCAUGCUGGUUAAGGACAGUUCCUGUGAACUUUUCCAACAGCACUGCCUCUCCUGGCUGCGCUCGCUCCAGCAAGUCAUACAGUCGCAGGCUCCUGUUCAGACUAUCCUGCUGGCAGUAAACAUUUUAAAGGAUCUUCUUCAGCACUCGUCUCAGCUGGCGGAGAUGGCUCGGGAGGUUGGACUUAAUUGCAUUCUGGGAAUCCUCACUUCUCUGCUGGGCCUUAAGACGGAGUGCGAACUGGCAGCAAUGGAGGGAAUGACGGCUUGCAUGACCUACUUCCCCAGAGCCUGUGGAUCUCUCAGGAACAAACUUGGGGCAUAUUUCCUGUCCAAAAUGGACAGCACCAACAAGAAAACACAAGAGAUGGCCUGUCAGUGUUUUUGCCGCCUCCCCUGCCUCGGUGGUCUGCUGGACAGAGGAGUGGGUGUUGGCAGAUCUGAGGGCUGGGCCAACCAGAUCCAUUGCCUGCUGGUCACAGCCAAUAGCCUGCUGUCCCAGAUCUACCUGGGCUGUGAAAUGGAGGGAACUGUGCAGUAUGAAGGUCCCGGGCUGGAGCUGGGCUUCUCUGUACUGGACCAAUCAGAUCCUCUGCUUCUGCUGCAGCUUCAGCACCGAUACACGGCCGUCUGCCUAGCACUCAAACACACUCUCAGAAUGGAUCCAGCCUCAGCUGUACGUCUGCCAGUCAGACCCAUCCUCAACCUUGUGUGUCGAGCACUUGCUGUCAGCUCCAAAAGCAUUAAUCUAACAGGAGAUGGUAGUGUGAGGCUGCUGCUCCUGCCCAUCAUACACACCAAUACAGUAGAGGUCUUAUCAGCUCUUAUUACAGUUGUUCGAAAUAGCAUGGUUCAGUUUGCUGCUGUGCUGCAAAGACUGUUCUCCCAAACUCUUUCUGCUUGGACACCUCCUCCUGACGCAAACUCGGGACAACAGAGAGCCUACAGCACAGUGCGGGUAUCGGUGUAUAAGACAUUAGAAUUGUGGGUUCAAGUGGCUGGUGCCUCGGCGAACAUCCUUCAGGGAAGUCCAAGCCAUUCUGAGCUUCUUUUUAACCAUCUGCUCGGUGACAUCACUCCAGGGGAGGAGUCUGUUAAGCUUCGGGCUGGUCUUGCAGCUGAGGCUGUUCCAGGAGGAAAGCCAGGUCCUCGGCGGACCAAACAGUUAGUGAUGUCAGAUGCAGUCGGCCCUUCGCUCCAGAGGAAAGGAGACUCGCUAGCCAAUCAAGACGUCUGCAUUUCCGCUCUCCGGGCACUCAGACAAGUCAUUCUGGCCAGUGGAACGCUGCUCAAGGAUGACGUGCACAAACGUCUCCACGGUGUGGUGCUGCCACUGUGUGUGCGUCUACAGCAGCAGCAGACGAGCACCAGCACCACGUGUGAACCUGCCGGCAGUAUCAGUGGCCAGUACAGCAGUGCCAGUACCAGACGGGAACUCUACAGACUGUUGCUGAGUUUGAUUCUGGUCCCGUCACCGUGCUGGCCGGCUCCUCUCACCUGUGCUGUGUCCAUUCUCAGCAAAGGACGUGCUGACAGAAAUCUGAAGGUUUCAUCGUUCUGCAGUGAGGCUCUGACCAUCUGCAACUCUCUCCUCCACCCCCGCACUCCCUCCAUUGCCAUCCCAUUACCUCCUCUAGAUCUUAAAACGACACCCUCAGCGCCAGUCAUCCCUGCUGCCCAGGGUCCAAGCCAAGGGCUUGCUUUGCCAAAUCUCCUAGGUGGUCCUGGCACUGGUCCGCCCUUCUCUACCCGCCCGUCUCUCGGCCUUGGCCCCGGAUCUCUCAUGGGUUCCUUGGAGAACCACCUGUCCUUAGGUCCAGGACUUCAUGGCCAUAAUGCUGCUGACAUGCUGCUGUCCCCGCAUGCACAUCACCAUCAGGACCCGGGCGGCCUGGCUCCCCCGGACGGUCAGAGACCAGUCUUUGUUCGUUACGACAAAGAGGAAGCAGAAGAUGUGGAAAUCUCUCUUGCGAGCGACUCUGACGACAGCGUGGUCAUCGUUCCUCCAGGCAUGCUCAACAUGGAGAACCAGCAGGAGGAUCUGGCCAGCUCCCAGGCCUUGGCUCCAGGAGCUGCAGCUGCAGUCACAAUAUCAGGAGGGGAAGCUGUUGCCAUGGUUCCUAGCACGACACAGCCCACCACCAUUGAUGGGGUUUCUCUCGCUAAUGACCUCACCACCUCUUCUCCACUCCUCACCACCUCCUCCAGCGCCAUCAAUUCCUUCCCCCCCUCCAGCUCCUCUGUGGUGUCGCUCACUCCCAUUUUGAAUUCCAACACUCUCUCAGCGCCACCCACUGGGCUGGGGGACUCACUGCCUGGGAGACCUCAACUCCAACAGAUGCUGAUGCAGCCAUCUGCCACCUCCAUGGGCCUCCAGCUUCAGAUGCAGCAGCUGCAUAACCAGCUGAACCAACAGGGUCGUCACCUGCACCAGCCUCCUCCCAGCAACGAGGCCUCCGCUGUCAUCGACAUCAACAGCACUGACGAUGAGGAGGAAGAGGAGGAUGAGGAGCUUGAGGAAGAUGAGGAGGAGGAGGGAAGCGAAUUUUCAGACGGAGAAAUUUAUGAUGGUGAGGACUAUGAUGAGGAAGAAGGUGAGGAGGAGGAAGAAGAGGAAGAGGAGGAGGAAGAAGAUGAAGAGGAGGAGGACGAAGCGGGACACAUACCUCCUCUGGAGGACACAGAGGACAAGGUGCAUGAAGGUGGAAUCGAGGAGGAGAAGGUGCUUGGUGCAGCUCUGGAUGAAGCUGAGAUUGCAGCCUUCAAUGUGGAGGAGGGAGAGUCUGAGGGGGGCAUUGAGGAGGUCCAGACCAACAGAUCCGUGUUCGCUGAAGACCGGAUCAAAGUACAAGAGGUGGAGAGCAUCGGUGUCCUGGAGGAGGGGAGAGAGGUCGAGGAAGACGUGAGCGAGAGAAUGGAUGACCCCACCAUGCCCCAGAUCCUGUGUGUGACGGGGGGAGCCAUGGAGGAGAGGGAGCAGCAGGAGGCGGCGGGCGAACAGGAGAGUGAAGCUCCGCCUCUGAGGGAGAAGCAGCCUUGGCCACAGGAGGAGGUGGAUUUAACCGACACCUCUGAAAAAAGCCCAGCUCCUCACGGCUCUCGGCAGGAAGUUGAAGCUCCACAGGAAGCCAGUGGGAGCAGCAACCCUCCUCCUAGUGAUCCAGAGGAGCAACUGGCGGCAGCCAGAGAGGAGGUGGCGGCAGACGCUGAGCCCCCAUCAGAUCCACACGCCAGGACGCAGGAGGACACAGAGACUGAGAAAGCAGUGGAGACAAUAGAGGUGGAGGAGCAGGAGGCAGAAGAAGAAUCAGGAGGAGGUGGUGAAGGAGUGGAGGCGAAAGGAGUGAAGCGCAAGAGAGAGGAGGAACUGUCUCAGGAAGGGCAGAGCCCAGAGAAGAAAAAGGUGGAUGACGAUGUCAUGGCCUCCAUGCUGGCAGACUUCGUCGCUUGUCCCCCUGAUGAAGAUGAGGCUGCCUCAGGAUCCAACCAGUCUUAACAACCUGCCAACACUGACUCAUCAUAGCUGACAUUUCCAUGGUUACCGUCAGCCACAUCUGGUUACAUCCAACGUACACUUGCCGUUUGCUUCCUAAUUAACAGCAUGGUUGCCUCCAGCUCGGCGGAAUGUCUGUGACGCAUCGAAGCUGCCAAGCGAUGAACUGUUUUCAUUUCCCUCAACAGGCCUUUUCUGGAUGUGUGUCUUUUUAUGUCACUUGUUUUGUCCUCACUCAUAGUCUUUCUUAAAAAAACAGUAAAAGAAGCAGACAUCUGAUGUAAACACACGACUAGCUUGCUUUGGUUCUUUUUCUUCCCUCGCUGAGUGAUUCACCAGGAAUGAGGAUCACUUCAGAUCCGGAGUCCGUUCUGAAAAAAAACAGUUCAAUUAAUGAAAGGAGGAUAUGUCACGUGAUCAGUAGUGAGAGCUACAGGAGCAGCUUUCUUUCUGAAAUUGGUUUCAUGAAGCGACUACAAGGUGCAAAUAAUAUCGACUAGCAAAAGCAACGGCGUUGAAGCCAUGACACUGGAACCAACGCGAGAAGCUAGAAGACGGUGAUCAGUAUUAGCAUGAGUUGACUACUGUGAAAAUGACUUCUAGGAAGACAACUGGACUGGUGACUCAUGGCUCCCAGCAGCAUCUUGGUGACUAACAGUGCUCCCAACUGAAAUUCAGAGCUUCAGUCACCCAGACUCCACCAGGGUUCACUCACUAGUCAAGUAGAAGACAUUCUACUGGUUUCUGUCUCAUGGCGAAGUGUCACAGUUGAGUGCUGAUCCCCAUCUUGCCUGCGUCACACUAUUGUGAAGUGUUUCAGGGACAAAUGGAGCUCUUAAUGUGAGAGAUGAGAUGAGAGCUUGGGGAAAUAAACAGCACAGCCAGAACAGCCUUUGUAAGAAGCUGUUGGCACAUUUUUUUUUGCAAUGGCGUGUAAUUGGAUGUGCUGCAAGCUCCAGGUUUCACCACCAAACCGUUAUAUUCUUGAAAUCUUCAUAUCCACAGAGCUGCUUUUUUAAGAGCAUAUUUAAAAUGGCUUCGAU